Molecule: messenger RNA, 291 nt
Organism: Trichoderma aggressivum f. europaeum
Lineage: Eukaryota; Fungi; Ascomycota; Sordariomycetes; Hypocreales; Hypocreaceae
Exons: 3
Coding region: 1-291 (96 amino acids)
Source: RefSeq, a predicted model, not a curated record
AUGUCGCCGUACUGGUACGCGCUUCGGCUCAUCCAGGCUUUUGAGGAUCGAAUCAUCGACACCAUCCUCCGCCAGCCGGGCUUCCACAGAGCCGUCGGCCGCGUCCACCGCGCGAUCAACGAGAAGCAGCAUGGCCGAAAUCCGCACGAGCCGCUUGCGCCGGGAGAAGCUACGGCGGAUCCGAAUCCGGGAGGUCGAACGGAUGGAUUUUUCAGGCAUUUCAUCGGCGAGCUGAAGAACCAGGCUCGCGGGAAACCGACCGACAUCACUACGAAGCCGCCUGCCAAGUGA